Molecule: messenger RNA, 10255 nt
Organism: Podarcis muralis (Common wall lizard)
Lineage: Eukaryota; Metazoa; Chordata; Lepidosauria; Squamata; Lacertidae
Source: RefSeq, a predicted model, not a curated record
AUAAAAUAAAGCGCCGUUUGGUCUCUCUGACUUAACAUUUUGACCCAUAGCCGCCUCCCCUUUCCCCUCAGGUAGCCUCCUCCGGGCUGCUUCCCCUCCCCCACGCUGCCUCCCCGCCCUUUUCUCAGGUGGCGCGAGGAAGCCGCGAGGACAAGGACGGCCAUUACGCCUUGAAAGUCCACUUUCAAGGGCGGGGAAAGCUGGAAGGGGGGGGGGGUUAAAGGGAAAGGGACAUCUUCCAGCUCAUGGAAAGGGCGCCAUGAGGAGAGGACGACGACGGCAAGAAGGGUGACAGACUGCGCAGGCGCAGAGUACAGGGAAAGUGUGUGUGGCGGCGGCUGAGGAUUGACGUCGCGCGAGGCGGAUCUCGAGCAGACGGAGGCAGAAGUCGGAGCGCCGAGCGCCCGGGCUGCUGAGGCGCGGAAGGGGCUCGGGGUCCGUCGCCGGGCUCGGGCUGGAGUUUUCAGCCGCUGCGAGAGGGUGACCUCCAGGCCCAGCAGGUGGAUGGUAGUGGAGGAGCCGAGGCCGAGCCGCCGCGCAGCCAUGUCUAGCAGGAACGGCGGCGGCGGCGGCGGCGGCAAGAGCAGCAGCAGCAGCGCUGCCAGGCUGAGGCGAGCCCAGCGCGUCCCGCGACGCCUUCUGUGAGGAGGACGGACGGACUGGCGGCUGUUCGGGAAGGCUCCAUGCCGGCGGCCAGGGACUGAGCGAGGGGAAGACACCGAUCCCUGGGCUUGAGGGGACCCUUUCCUUCCACCCUCACCCCCACCUACCCACCCACCCACCCCGCUCCGGGGCUCCGGCAGGAAGGACCCCGACUUCCAGGCGGGAAGGGGAAGGCGGGCCAUGGCUGACCGGAGCCCCCCGAACUGCCACCUGAGGCUGGAGUGGGUUUACGGCUACCGGGGCCACCAGUGCCGCAACAACCUUUACUACACGGCCGCCAAGGAGAUCGUCUAUUUCGUGGCGGGGGUCGGGGUGGUCUACAGCCCCCGGGAGCACCGGCAGAAAUUUUACCUGGGGCAUCAGGACGACAUCAUCAGUCUUGCUUUGCAUCCUGAACGAGUAUUGGUGGCAACAGGUCAAGUUGGGAAAGAACCGUAUAUCUGUGUUUGGGACUCGUACACUGUGCAGACAAUAUCAGUAAUGAAAGAUGUUCAUACACAUGGUAUAGCUUGCUUGGCAUUUGACGUAGAUGGUCAGCGUUUACUUUCUGUUGGUUUGGAUUCAAAAAAUACAAUCUGUGUGUGGGAUUGGAGAAAAGGAAAGAUGUUGUCUAUGGCUCCUGGUCAUACAGACAGGAUAUUUGAUAUUUCUUGGGACUUGUACCAACCAAACAAACUUGUCAGCUGUGGUGUAAAACACAUUAAGUUCUGGAGUUUAUGUGGCAAUUCAUUGACACCAAAGCGUGGUGUUUUUGGUAAGACUGGUGAUCUCCAAACUAUAUUGUGCCUCGCCUGUGCAAGAGAUGAAGUAACGUAUUCUGGUGCACUUAAUGGAGAUAUAUAUGUAUGGAAAGGAAUCAACCUUAUCCGAACCAUACAAGGAGCUCAUGCUGCAGGAAUUUUCAGCAUGAAUGCCUGUGAAGAAGGCUUUGCUACUGGUGGCAGGGAUGGCUGUGUUCGCCUUUGGGAUUUAAAUUUUAAACCAAUUACUGUGAUUGAUCUCAGGGAAACAGACCAGGGAUAUAAAGGUCUGUCUGUGAGAAGUGUUUGUUGGCGAGGAGAUCAUAUACUAGUUGGAACACAAGACAGUGAAAUCUUUGAGAUUGUGGUGCAUGAACGCAAUAAGCCUUUUCUUAUUAUGCAAGGGCACUGUGAAGGGGAGCUUUGGGCCCUGGCAGUUCAUCCUACAAAACCUUUGGCUAUGACGGGAAGUGAUGAUCGAUCAGUUAGAAUAUGGAGCCUUAUAGAUCAUGCAUUGAUUGCACGGUGCAAUAUGGAAGAGCCAAUUCGUUGUGCAGCUGUUAGCACUGAUGGAAUUCAUCUUGCACUUGGAAUGAAAGAUGGUUCCUUCACAGUACUUCGAGUUAGAGAUAUGACAGAGGUUGUUCAUAUUAAAGAUAGGAAAGAAGCUAUUCAUGAAUUAAAAUACUCACCAGAUGGAAAUUUCCUUGCAGUUGGCUCUAAUGACAGUUCUGUUGAUAUUUAUGGUGUUGUUCAGCGGUACAAAAAGGUUGGAGAGUGUAUUGGAUCAACAAGUUUCAUCACUCAUAUGGAUUGGUCAUUGGACAGCAAACACUUGCAGACCAAUGAUGGCAGUGGAAAAAGGCUUUUUUACAGGAUGCCUGGUGGAAAAGAAGUGAUGAAUAAGGAUGAGUUAAAAGGUGUCCAAUGGGCUUCAUGGACUUCAGUUGCAGGCCUUGAAGUUAAUGGAAUAUGGCCUAAAUAUUCAGAGAUCAAUGAUAUCAAUUCUGUAGAUGCAAAUUUUAUGGGCCAAGUUCUAGUUACAGCUGAUGACUAUGGAAUAGUAAAAUUGUUUCGGUAUCCUUGUUUAAGAAAAGGGGCAAAAUUUAAGAAAUACCUUGGUCAUUCAGCACACGUGACAAAUGUCAGAUGGUCGCAUGAUUAUCAGUGGGUUAUUUCUAUUGGUGGAGCAGACCAUUCUGUUUUCCAGUGGAAAUUUGUUCCUGAAAGGAAGCUGAAGGAUGCUCUUCACAUAGCACCACAAGAAAGCCUAGUUGACUCUAAUAGUGAAGAAUCUGAUUCUGAUCAAUCUGAUGUUCCAGAGCUGGACUCUGAAAUUGAACAAGAGACACAAAUCACAUACCGUCGACAGGUUUACAAAGAAGAUCUACCUCAGCUUAAAGAGCAAUGCAAAGAAAAACGAAAAACUGCAGCUUCAAAAAGAAGAGAACGGGCUCCAAUCAAUAGUAUAAGAUUACACUUUGUUCAUGGUUACAGAGGCUAUGACUGUCGCAGUAAUUUAUUUUACACUCAGACUGGAGAAAUUGUGUACCAUGUUGCAGCAGUGGGUGUAGUAUACAAUCGGCAGCAAAACACACAACGUUUUUAUUUGGGUCAUGAUGAUGAUAUUCUGUGUCUUGCUAUUCAUCCCUUAAAGGACUAUGUGGCAACAGGCCAGGUUGGUCGUGAUUGCUCAAUCCAUAUUUGGGAUACAGAGACAAUCAAACCACUGUCUGUGCUAAAGGGCUAUCAUCAAUAUGGUGUUUGUGCUGUUGACUUUUCAGCGGAUGGCAAACGGUUAGCUUCCGUUGGAAUAGAUGACAAUCACACUAUUGUUCUUUGGGACUGGAGAAAAGGAGAGAAGCUUUCAUCGGUCAGGGGGAGCAAAGACAAGAUAUUUGUCGUCAAGAUUAACCCCUACAUGCCUGAUAAACUUCUUACAGCUGGAAUGAAACACAUAAAAUUCUGGCGAAGAGCAGGUGGUGGACUGAUUGGGAAAAAGGGCUAUGUAGGUCCAAUGGGGAAGAUUGAUACAAUGAUGUGUGCAGUUUAUGGCUGGACAGAAGAGAUGUCAUUUUCUGGAACUUCAACGGGGGAUGUAUGCAUAUGGAGAGAUCUCUUCCUCAUAAAAACUGUGAAAGCACACGAUGGCCCUGUGUUCAGUAUGCAUGCACUAGAAAAAGGAUUUGUAACUGGAGGCAAGGAUGGAGUUGUGGCUCUUUGGGAUGACACCUUUGAACGGUGUCUCAAAACAUAUGCCAUCAAAAGGGCUGCCUUGGCCCCUGGCUCCAAAGGUCUCCUUUUAGAAGAUAACCCUUCUAUACGUGCCAUAUCAUUAGGACAUGGUCAUAUUUUAGUGGGCACAAAGAAUGGUGAAAUACUGGAAGUUGAUAAAAGUGGGCCAGUAACAUUGCUUGUUCAGGGUCACAUGGAAGGAGAAGUUUGGGGUUUAGCUACCCAUCCUCAUUUACCUAUUUGUGCCACUGUAAGUGAUGAUAAAACCUUAAGAAUAUGGGAUCUGUCCCCCAGCCAUUGCAUGCUUGCUGUUAGAAAACUGAAGAAGGGGGGAAGAUCUUGUUGUUUUUCUCCUGACGGGAAGGCAUUAGCAGUAGGUCUCAAUGAUGGAAGUUUCUUAAUAGUGAAUUCAGACACUCUGGAGGAUCUUGUUUCUUUUCAUCAUAGGAAGGACGUUAUUUCAGAUAUACGAUUUUCUCCUGGCGCUGGAAAAUACUUAUCUGUAGCAUCGUAUGAUACGUUUGUAGAUAUCUACAAUGUAAUGAGCAGUAAGCGGGUUGGAAUCUGCAAGGGCUCUUCCAGUUAUGUGACACACAUUGACUGGGAUGUAAGAGGCAAGCUUUUACAAGUCAACACUGGUGCUAAGGAACAGUUGUUUUUUGAAGCUCCUCGGGGGAAGAAACAGAUAAUUCCCAGUACAGAGGCAGAAAAGAUUUCCUGGACAUCCUGGACAAGUGUUCUAGGCUCCUGCUGUGAAGGAAUUUGGCCAAUAAUUGGAGAAGUUACAGAUGUAACUGCUUCGUGCCUCACCAGUGAUAGUACAGUUUUGGCAACAGGAGAUGAUUUUGGAUUUGUAAAGCUUUUCCGAUACCCUGCCAAAGGAAAAUAUGGGAAGUUCAAGAGGUAUGUGGCUCAUAGCACACAUGUAACAAAUGUUCGCUGGACUCAUGAUGACAGUUUAUUAGUCAGUGUUGGAGGUGGAGACACCUCUUUAAUGCUGUGGACCCAUGAGAUGGAGGGCCAUCGAGAAACCAGGCAGUGUGACAGUGAAGAAUCUGAUCUAGAUUCUGAGGAAGAUGGGGGAUAUGACAGUGAUGUCACAAGAGAAAAUGAAAUUAAUUACACCAUCAAAGCCUUAUCAACCAACAUCAGACCUAUGUUUGGAAUCAAGCCUCAUCUGCAGCUAAAAGAGCCUUCAGUUGAUGAAAGGCAAGGGGUUGUAAGAGGUUCCAGACCACCAGUUAGUAGGGCAUUGCCUCAGCCUGAAAAACUUCAGACAAAUAACGUUGAAAAAAAGAGACCCAUAGAGGAUCUAGUGCUGGAGCUGGUGUUUGGCUAUCGUGGUAGAGAUGGCAGGAACAAUGUGCACUAUUUGAAUGAUGGUGCUGACAUAAUUUAUCAUACUGCAUCUGUUGGAAUUCUGUACAAUGUGGCAACAGGCUCUCAGUCUUUUUACCAGGAACAUAAUGAUGAUAUUUUGUGCCUCACUAUAAAUCAGCACCCCAAGUUUAUCAACCUUGUGGCAACUGGCCAAGUAGGAGACACAGCAGAUAUGUCAGCUACAGCACCUUGUAUUCACGUAUGGGAUGCAAUGAAUAAGCAGACAUUGUCUGUGUUGCGAUGCUACCAUUCAAAAGGCGUUUGUUCAGUCAGUUUUAGUGCCACUGGCAAGCUUCUUCUGUCUGUAGGGCUGGAUCCUGAACAUACCAUUACCAUUUGGAAAUGGCAGGAAGGUGCCAAAAUCGCUAGUAGAGCUGGUCAUAAUCAGCGUAUUUUUGUAGCAGAAUUCAGGCCUGACUCCGACACACAAUUUGUUUCAGUAGGAGUAAAACAUGUGAGGUUCUGGACACUUGCUGGAAGAGCACUUCUAAGUAAAAAAGGACAAACAAGUUCAAUAGAAGAUGCACGAAUGCAGACUAUGCUGUCUGUAGCAUUUGGAGCUAAUAAUUUGACAUUUACAGGUACAAUCAGUGGAGAUGUGUGUGUUUGGAAAGAACAUAUACUGAAUCGAAUUGUAGGCAAAGCUCACAAUGGGCCUAUAUUUGCAAUGUACACAACACUACGAGAUGGCUUAAUUGUAACAGGAGGCAAGGAGAGGCCAUCAAAAGAAGGUGGAGCAGUUAAACUAUGGGAUCAGGAGCUAAGGCGGUGUCGUGCCUUCAGAUUAGAGACAGGACAGAUAAUUGACUGUGUUCGCUCUGUGUGCAGAGGCAAAGGGAAAAUUCUUGUUGGGACAAAGAAUGCGGAAAUAAUAGAAGUUGGAGAAAAAAAUGCUGCGUGUAACAUUCUAAUUAAUGGCCACAUGGAUGGGCCUAUCUGGGGACUAGCAACACACCCUUCUCGUGAUGUUUUCCUUUCUGCUGCAGAAGAUGGGACAGUCAGACUCUGGGAUAUUGCUGAUAAAAAGAUGGUGAACAAAGUAAAUUUGGGCCACGCAGCACGCACUGUGUCUUAUAGUCCAGAGGGCGACAUGGUGGCUAUUGGCAUGAAAAAUGGAGAAUUUAUUAUCUUGUUAGUGAACUCUCUGAAAAUAUGGGGGAAGAAAAGGGACAGAAGAUCAGCCAUUCAGGACAUCAGGUUCAGUCCAGAUUCUCAUUACUUAGCAGUGGGUUCCAGUGAAAAUGCAGUGGAUUUUUAUGACCUGACAUUGGGGCCUGCUCUUAACGCUAGCUACUGCAAAGACAUUCCUAGUUUUGUAAUUCAAAUGGAUUUUUCAGCAGAUAGCUGUUAUCUUCAGGUCUCUACUGGGUCUUACAAAAGGCAAGUUUAUGAAGUGCCUUCAGGAAAACAGCUCUUGGAUCAAACUGUGAUUGAUAGAAUAACAUGGGCCAGUUGGACCAGCAUUUUAGGAGAUGAAGUUGUUGGAAUCUGGUCCAGGCAUGCUGAGAAAGCCGAUGUAAAUUGUGCCUGUGUUUCUCACUCGGGAAUCAGCCUUGUAACAGGCGAUGACUUUGGCAUGGUCAAGCUGUUCGACUUCCCUUGUCCAGAAAAAUUUGCAAAACAUAAACGAUUUUUAGGUCACUCAGCCCACGUGACUAAUAUUCGUUUUACAAGUGGGGACAGAUAUGUUGUUAGUGCUGGCGGAGAUGACAGCAGCAUAUUUGUCUGGAAAUGUGUACAUAUGCCACAUUGAGAGACAUGGAGACCUUCCAAAGAGGACACUACUGAAGAGGCGUCAGUGCCCCACAAUUGCAAAGAGACAUUCUCCAGUGUCCAGCAUGCUUCGAGAAAUGGUGCUGAUAAAAACAGACAACAGUCCACCUGACUGACUAGAGUCUAUCAGAAGGAUGGAGCACUGCAAAUGUAUUGAGUCUAGUCACAUUACUGCAGUAUCAGAUAUCCUACAUCUGUUUCCCACUCACUGCCAGAUGCUGAAACACAUGGAAAGGAAGAAGUGAGUUUUGGCUCAGUGUACAGUUUCCCAAUAAGAUCCUGAAUUUGUAAUCAAGAGAUGUUAUUUCUGACCUAGUGCUGUACAUUGCUGUGUUUACUUUCAGCAUGAAUGUUUAAGUACUGGGGAUUGACUCUCACUCAAAUAGAAGACUCCUUAUUUUAUUACUGAAAUGAAAGCCACCUUGCAGCUCUUAAACUAUAAUAUUUUUUUAAAUGGGUGAAAAUAAAAUAGAAAAUAAAAGAGAUAAACCAGCAAAAGGUUUAUCUAGUUCACAAAAAAGUCCCAAGAAUUAAGUUUGUUCCUAGGACCUGCAGAAAUUCUAUUGGUUUUAAGGCUUGGGUUGUAAUAAUGUCUGGUGAAUGCUAGUAGACAUGCGUGAACCCAUUCUUCAAGGCUAAUUUAGUGUUUUUGUAUCACAAGCAUUAAAUUAGUUCUGUGAGCAGAAUAACAUUUGCUCACAUUGUGAGUGCCUUGCCCACAACCUAAAAGUCUAACUCUGGUUUUUGCCUUGUGAAUAAAAGUGUUCUCAAUGAAAGAUAAAUCGCUGUGUUUGCUUGCAGAGCUGUGCUGGAAAUGAGGACCAGGCUGCUCAUGUUAAUGUUUAUACAUUUAAGAAGCUGUGGGGUGCCAUUCGAUGCAAUAGGAUUUAUUAAUUGCAUUUUCACAGCAUUGCUUAGUGAAUUCAAAGUGAAUAGAUAAUUCAAAUAUAUUUUACCAAUUAUUAUUAUUUUGCACAGAGUAAGACUCAUUGAAUCCCUUGCUCUCCGGCUAAUAAUCUUACAGCUAGUCCAUUCAUUCAUUCAUGCAUACAGGCAGCCACAGAAGGCACAUGAGGGAUCAUUUGUUCUCAAAUCAACCCCGUGUCAAAAUCGUAUCUACACAGGGAAAAAUUACACGCAAGUUGGCGAGUUAGAUUUUUGAAAUACAAGUGCCUGUAUGUUUGAAAUGGUUCUAACAACCAAAUGUAAGCAUCAAAAUAAGCAUACAUUCUGAAUACACUGGUUUGUGCUUCUUAGUACAGGUAUAUACAUGAGAAUUGCAGGUGACAAAUGAAUCACUUCUGUGACAUUUGUGUCCCUGGCACAUUCCACUGCAUGCACAGUCUUGGCACCCCUCUUUUACUUCCCUCACUGAUUAGUACUGAGAAGCAUCCUGACUCCUGUGUGAAACAUUUUAGAUCUAAUUUGAGGCCAGGCACGCCCAUUCCCUGUUUCUCUGAACAAUGAGAAUUCAGCAUCCCAGCAAUCAUGCAGCCUUCUGCUGGGUUCAGGUUAUCUAAAUCAGGGUAAUGUGUAUAUCCUGUGCAUUGUGGGACAUCAAUAUAAUGAGAUGCAAAAAUAGAAUUAACUCUGCCCAAUGCAACAUUCACAAAAUUAUGUUCUAGUUUUCCGCGAACCCUAAUGUGAACAUCAGAUUUACCCCAAAGCAUGCUUGAAAGUGGAUGGGGAGGGGGAAAUCCAUCUUUUGACAUAACUAUGCUGAUUUACCAUUCAGCAGAGUGUUUAACUUAUUUGGGGGUAACUAAACAACAUAAAAUUGUCUUGAGUAUUGUCUAGAAUUAUUUUUCCAUGUACAGUAAUUAUACACGGCAAUCCAGGAAAUGUAACAUCUUUUUUUAAAGCCAGUUUGAUUACAUAUCAUGUCAGAACUCUCUUCUCAUAAUCAAAUACAUGAUAACACCCAUAACCCAUGUUUUGAAGUUGGCUUAUUUAAACCAUGUUUUGGGGGGUUUGGACAAAAUGAUGAGCUGCAGUUAAUUAAAAAAAAACAACAAAGAGAAGUGAAAGCUUUCAAAUUCCACCUCCCAGCUAUGAAGGAAGAGGAAGAAGGAGGGGGAAGUGCGCAAGCCAGAGGCUCACUGCAGCAUUGUGAAAAACCUCUGGCUUUUUGCCUCCCAGCAGCCACAUUCAUACAAUGCGGAUAAACAUGUGAGCAUGCUAAACCUACUAUGCACUCACCAAUCACUGUGAUACAAGCAAACCAAAUUCUUCUCCUGGUUAUGUUACUUUAGACCUUAUAGAACAAGCCCCCAAAUUCCAUUAUCAUUGGCCAUAUUGGCUGGGGUUGAUGGAGUUGGAGUCUAACAACCUCUGGAGGCCUCCAGGUCUACCAGCCACCCUCUACCAGAUGCCUUGGCUUUGCACUUUUAACACCUCAUAAAUUAGAAGGGAUUUAACGAGAGACCAUAUUUGGAUGGACUAAUUAGGGUUUAUCUGCAUGCUUACCCAGCCAAUGUUAUUUUCCAUGGUGGAGGGAAGAGCACGUGUCAUAUUUCCACUAUUUGCAUACAAUGUUGUAACACAGGUGCUUAAACAAGUGUUUAUUUCUUCUCCAUCAAGAGAAGAUCAUAUGAGUUGGGCCUGCACUAUAUUUUGUUUCAUGAGCAUGGUGGAGGGAUAUGUAAAUAACUGUUGUAUCAAAGGCGUUCAGCAAGCUGAAAGCUCAGAUUGAAAUAAUCGCAAAUGUGUCAGUUUAUUUUGAAAACAUGAACUGUUGAUACCACUCUCCAUGUAUAAGCAUUUGCAUAAUACAGAGACUAUGGUGAAAUGUUCUGGAAGCCAAGCUAAUUGAACAGUUACAAAAAUGAGUCCCCUUUUCCAAGCAGGCAUUUCAAAAACCACAAAAUACGGUAUAUGUGUGAAUGACGGUUCUAUAUUAUGUAAGAACAAAUAUUAGGCACCCAAGCAACAACUUGUUAUUAAAAUUUCUAUCCCACACUUCCUCAAUAAGGAGCCCAGGGCAGCAAACUUAAUACAUCUUAAUACUAUGAAAAAUCAAAUUCAAACAUAUUCAAACAUUAAAAACAAUAACAAGAUCCAACAACAUUUUGAAACGUCUAAAAGCAUUUUAAAACAAUCACAUUCACAGCUUGUAGUUAUAAGGCUGUCCGGAACAGUACCUUUCAGCUGUCAAAUGCCUGGGUGAACAGGAAUGUUUUUAAGUUCCUCCUGAACGUUAAUAAUGAGAGAGACAGAUGCAUCUCACCGGGGGGGGGGGCACCACCAAGGUUACUUCAUAGGUUAAGGCUAACUCGGCAGCAGCUCGCAGCAGCACCAACAGUACCCCUCCUGCUGAUCAUAGGGCCUGUGGGAAUGGAGUCAGAGACUCAGAUGGCUGCCUCCCCUGUGCUAUUUUGUUACCUGCACAGGUGAGGUCACGUCCACCUCUGGUCACAUGUAGAGGAAGUUUGUCCCAGCCCAGGAGGAAACAGGAAGUUCCGACU